GGCCAUUGGAGUUGCAAUUAUUUGCUUAAGAACUCUAUUUUCGCUUCGCUGGUUCUUUGUGGAACCUUUUCCUUUCCACUUGGUUUUGAGAGUUCAGAAACUGUGAGAAGCAACAACAAUGGCGACAGAGCUGGAGGAACUGCUGGACUUUCUCUCAUCUCCUUCCCCACCUAUUAAAAAGGCUGCUGUAAGUAUUGUCCGGGAUUAUACGGGGUCCGAGGAUGGGCUACGCUCUCUUGGAAAAUACUCCAGUACGGCUGUUCCUUCGUUGUCUAACCUUCUUGCUGAGAAAAAGGAAGUAUCAGAACCUGCAGCAGAAGCCCUUGUUAAUUUGUCACAAAAUCGAGAUCUAGCUGGAAAGAUGGUUGAAAUGGGUAUGAUAAAAACUAUCAUGGAUAUUCUGUACAAGCAAGACUGUGACAUUACUCACUUACUGGUCAUGCUACUUGUGAAUCUCACACAACUGGAUGUUGGGAUUGAAUCUUUGCUUCAGAAUGGAGAUGAGAAGAUGCGUGGUCUGUAUAUCAUGAAACUGGUGAGGUCAUUCUGUGCCUCAUCUAAUGAGAGAAAAGGUGAUCCCUUUGAACAUGUGGCUUCUAUACUUGUAAACAUUUCACAGAAAGAAGCAGGAAGAAAGCUUCUACUCGAUCCUAAGCGAGGACUUCUGAAGCAAAUUAUCAGGCAAUUUGAUUCACCUAGCGCAUUGCGGAAGAGAGGGGUCUCAGGAACAAUUCGGAACUGCUGUUUUGAAGCUGAAGAUCAGCUGCAGAAUUUGCUUCUGAUAUCAGAGUUUCUCUGGCCAGCACUACUGCUUCCAGUUGCUGGAAACAAGAUUUACAGCGAGCAAGACACAUCUAAAAUGCCCCUUGAGCUCGGUAGUGCACUCUCAAUUGAACGUGAAACAGUUUCUGAUCCUGCAAUUCGUAUCCAAGCACUCGACGCUAUAUACUUGCUUGUCUUACAGGAAGCUGGCAGGCGAGCUUUCUGGUCUGUCAAUGGUCCCCAGAUACUACAAGUUGGGUACGAAGAUGAGGAAAACCCACAAGUAAUGGAGGCAUAUGAACGAGUCGGCUCGUUGUUGAUUCAGGAGGGUGGUGCAAGCGAAGCCUCCACUCAGGAAUCAUAGUAGCCUGUCAGGGUUGCUUGCCGCCUCAUCGCUGCAAGCAGUAUCAUGUCUGAAAUCACAAGAGAUGCUGUUUUUAAACUUUGUGACUUUCACAAAAUUUAUAGACAUUUUGUUUAUGUUUACUUUUCAAAGUAAAGCAUGUAAAACAACGAACCACAGAUCCUUUACGUGGAAAUGUAGAAUGCAGUAUACAUUACAUGUUUUGUGCAUCGAGUAUAUGAAU
This is a messenger RNA of Sesamum indicum (sesame), 1349 nucleotides long. RefSeq names its product ARM repeat superfamily protein. Lineage: Eukaryota; Viridiplantae; Streptophyta; Magnoliopsida; Lamiales; Pedaliaceae. The record is from RefSeq and is a predicted model, not a curated record.